AUGGAGUGCGGAAAGAGCUUCUCUUUCCAUGCAAAACUUAGAACACACCAGCGGACUCACAGAGAGAGAAAACGUUUUACGUGCAGGGAGUGCGGGAAGAACUUCAGUCAGAGUGGACACUUUAAAUUGCACAAAGGGACUCACACAGAGGAGAAACCAUAUGAAUGCAUGGAGUGUGGAAAGACCUUCAGUCAGAGUGGAGACCUUAGAUAUCAUCAACGGACUCAUACAGGGGAGAAACCAUAUGAAUGUAUGGAGUGUGGAAAGAGCUUUAGUGAUAAUGGAAACCUUAGAAAACAUCAGCGGACUCACACAGGGGAGAAACCAUUUCAAUGUAUGGAGUGUGGAAAGAGCUUUAGUGAUAAUGGAAACCUUAGAAAACAUCAGCGGACUCACACAGGGGAGAAACCAUUUCAAUGUAUGGAGUGUGAGAAGAGUUUUAGUAAUAGUGGAUGCCUUAGGAAACAUCAACGGACUCACACAAGGGAGAAACCAUUUAAAUGCAUGGAGUGUGGAAAGCGCUUCAGUCAGAGUGGAGACCUUAGAAAUCAUCAACGGACUCACACAGGGGAGAAACCAUUCAAAUGUAUGGAGUGUGAAAAGAGCUUUAGUUAUAGUGGAAUCCUUAGACAACACCAACGGACUCACACAGGGGAGAAACCAUUUCAAUGUAUGGAGUGUGGAAAGGACUUCAGUCAGAAUGGAAACCUUAGAUCACAUCAACGGACUCACACAGGGGAAAAACCUUUUAAAUGUAUAGAGUGUGGAAAGAGUUUCCGUUGUAAUACAAGCCUUAGAUCACAUCAACGGACUCACACAGGGGAGAAACCAUUUAAAUGCAUGGAGUGUGAAAAGAGCUUUAAUGUUAAUGGAAACCUUAGAAAACAUCAACGGACUCACACAUGA
Messenger RNA from Podarcis lilfordi (Lilford's wall lizard), 906 nucleotides. Lineage: Eukaryota; Metazoa; Chordata; Lepidosauria; Squamata; Lacertidae. The record is from the annotation of a GenBank genome assembly.